This is a messenger RNA of Arachis ipaensis, 1791 nucleotides long. RefSeq lists its product as uncharacterized. The record is from RefSeq and is a predicted model, not a curated record. Gene Ontology annotation, biological process: shoot system development; root development. NCBI's taxonomy places the organism in Eukaryota, Viridiplantae, Streptophyta, Magnoliopsida, Fabales, Fabaceae.
GAUCUUUGACAAUUAGUAGCAAAUGCACCCCUUAAUCCUAGAACAGCAAGAAUAGUACAUGUCCUUUCUGUACUUUGAUAUUUCACAAGAAUAUUGAGGUAAAGAUUAGUGUCAACAGAAAAAUGUACAUGAAAAAUCUUAGCAGAAAAUGAUGAAAUCCUAGCAACGAGAAGAUUACCAUUAAAAAAGGUGAGACAUGAAUACUACAUGCUACCCGUACACACACUUAUGAAACUAGUCUAAAUGCUACUAAUUGACCCAUCAUUUUAUUUGUGACACCAUUAAUGAUUGACCAUAUUUUAUAUUCACAUGAUCAGAAUCUCAACCUUGCAAGAGCCAUUUUUUAAUCCAUGCUGCAGCUCCAUAGCUCUAUCAUAUUGAGACAAACCAAUGGACAUUAUUGAAGUGAAUCAUAUAAUAUUUGCAAUCAAAGAGGAUAAUGUGGCAGCAGAGGAGGCAAUGUUGGUGAUGACUAAUGAGGUUCUGUGAUUGCAAACACAAGGAGAACAUGACAGGUAGCACUUCUAAUGCAUUUAUAACAACACAAUAAUGUUGGUUAGAGAUGUGGCAACCUUAACAAAUUCCAAGAAAAUCCAUGCAUGCAACCCAUGCUUUCAUUGGUUGAGAUAUGUGAGCUGUGAUGCUUUAUUAUGUUGGCCAACAGGAAUCAAUCAUGAAAAAGUAGCUACCUUCUAUAUAUAGAGACAAUGAGCCAAUGGAAUUGAUAAGAGAACACACACAAACUAACAUUAGAGCUUUCUUCAAUCCCUUAGAAAGAAGAACACACAAAUAUAUACAACAAUGGAAACCAAAUUUCAUAUUCGGUCAAACAGUUUGCCAAAUGGAUCUCAUCCAAGCUACACAAAGGUUCAAGAGGAUCUCAACAAGCUCAGGACUUAUGAAGCAACAUCUGCUUCAACAUCUGAGUCAAUUAGCACUGGAUUGUCCUUGCUUCAAGACUUAUAUGUUUCCUUGGAUGAUCUUCUCAAUGCUGCUUCAACUCAAAAGGUUAUCUCCCAUCAUCAAGGUGACAAAUGGUUUGAAGAGAUCUUGGAUGGCUCAAUCAAAGUCUUGGAUAUAUGUGGAAUCACAAGGGACACAGUUAUGCAGAUCAAGGAAAAUGUACAAUCCCUUCAUUCUGCUCUCAGAAGGAGAAAGGCAGAUUCAACUAUUGGAUCAAGAGUAGCCGAAUACAAUUUGUUGACAAAGGAGAUUAAGAAGAAUGUCAAGAAGUUGAUCACAUCUUUGAAGCAGAGCCAAUUUGGAGCAUCCCCAUUGUUGAAUGAAGAUCAAGAUGUUGCUAAUGUGAUUAGUGUUUUAAGAGAAGUCAUUGAAAUGAACAUGUCUGUCUUCCAAUCCCUACUUUCAUUCUUGGCUGGUCCUCUUUCAAAGUCAAAGGCAGCUAAAUGGAUGAACAAAUUGAUGCAUAAGGAAGAAGUGAACUCACAAAAUUCCAAUGAGUUGCAGUGUGUUGAUGCUGCUUUAAGAACCAUUCUAAAUGAAGGUUCCAACAUGAAGAUAGCACAUGAAAGAUUGGCGGCUUUGGAGAAUGUCAUCACAAGCCUUGAGAAUGAUUUGGAGAACCUAUUUAGGCAUUUGAUCAAAACAAGAGUCUCUCUUUUGAACAUCAUGGCUCAAUAGAGCCUGUUGUUAUUCUUUAUAAAUCUUGAGAUAGGUUCCAAAUUUUGUAGACCUUAGAGGAUUAAAAUUUUUUACCUACUUAGUUUGUACAUGUAUAUGAUUCAAUUCAAUAUAUAACACAGUCAAAUACAAAGAAAUGUUUAUACUCUA